AAGAUUCGAUAGGGAAGUCUGACUUACACGGGCACUCGUAGCUUUCUUUUACAAUGUAUCUGUAUAAUGGGUUUGCCCUGAUUAUAACUGAAAUCUUCUCAGAAAAAGGAACCCAUUUGAAAUUAAAACCCUCGAUGGUCCUUCUUCCCAGAAAAUGAACACCACCGGACGUCGACGGCCAUGCUACCUGUCAACAAAGCCUCCGCCAACACAGUGGCCGUUAACGGUUGUGCUUCGUCUUUGAGGUAGGAGAAAGGGUUUUUCCCAUAAUGUGAGAAAUCUCAAACUCUAGCUGCUAAACAGUUGUAACUUUUUGAAAAUCUUGGAAGAAUUAUAUAAUUUUUUUCUUUUUACUGUUCAAACCCAAUUCCGAAAACCCUCAAAUCUUGAAAGAUGAGAUGACGAAAUCAACCCUAGUAACCGGGAAAAAUUACAUAACUACUACCUCUUCAAAUCAAAUCGUCGGCUUCCAUUUCGAUGUUUGUAUGUUCUUUACUUCUUCAUGAGGGAAGGAGUUGCAAAUCUCAUUCGUCUCUGUGAAACUUUCUUCCCCAAUCGUUUCUUAAUUCAAAAUUUGACGAUGACUUCAUCUAUCAUUAUCGCCAAAACCUUCUCUUCUUUUUCAUCUCCUCGAAACUUACCCGAAAUCCCAACACUUCAGAACCUCUUGAAAAGAGGUUUUAGUCCCACCCUCGAAGCCUUCAACCAAUUCCUGGAGUUCCUCUCUGAAAACCAACGAUUCAAAUCUGUUCUUCACUUUUUUUCACAGAUGAAGUCAAACAAAAUAAGCGGCAACUCUUGUACUCACUCAAUCGUGGUGCGGGCUCUACUUGAAGAUAGGAGAUUUGAAGAAGCUGAGCUUUUCGUGAUCCAAUUGGGAAAAUAUGGGUUUCUCUCCAGAAAUGGUAUAUGGGAUUCUCUAAUUCAAAGCAUCUGCGUUGCUGGAAAGAACCCAGAAAAAGCAUUCUCUGUCUUGCGGGAUUGCUUAAGAAAUUGCGGUAGUUUGCCUUCUUUUUCUACUUUUUCUUUGUUGAUUCACAGUUUUAGUUCUCUGGGUAAGAUGGAUAGAGCUAUUGAAGUCUUGGAGAUGAUGACAGACGAGAAAAUUGGACACCCGGUUAAUAAUUCCAUUUGUAGUUCAAUAAUUUCAGGGUUUAGUAGAAUUGGAAAUCCUGAGCUCGCAUUGAAGUUUUAUGAGAAAGUUGAGAAAAUUGAAACUUUUCGGCCUAAUGUUGUAACAUAUACGGCUCUUGUGAGUGCACUUUGUAUAGAGGGUAGAGUUAAGGAGGUUUCUAACUUGGUUUGUAGAAUGGAGAAGGAAGGAAUUGUUUUAGAUGCUGUAUUUUACAGUAGUUGGAUUUGUGGGUAUUUUAUUGAAGGGAUCUUACAAGAGGCAUUUCAGAAGCAUAAGUUGAUGGUAGAGAGUGGAAUAAAGCCCGAUAUAGUUAGUUACACCAUUCUUAUUGAUGGGUUCUCAAAGGAAGGGAAUGUGGAAAAGGCAGUUGGGUUUUUAAAUGAGAUGAAAAUGGUUGGAGUGGAACCUAAUUUGGUCACUUACACUGCAGUCAUCCGCGGUUUUUGUCAGAAAGGGAAAUUGGAUGAGGCAAUCAGUUUGUUUAGGAAGUUGGAAGCACUGGGAAUUGUAGCAGACGAGGUAACAUACUCGACCCUGAUUGAUGAAUUGUGUAGGAAAGCAGAUUUUGAUCAAGUCUUCUGUUUGCUUGAUGAAAUGGAGAAGAAGGGGAUUGGUACAGGAAUUGUUACAUACAACACUGUGAUUAAUGGUUUGUCCAAAGUUGGGAGGACAUGUGAAGCGGAUGAGAUCUCAAAGAGAAUAUCUGGUGAUAACUUUACAUACAGUACAUUGUUACAUGGGUACAUUGAGGAAAAGAAUGUAGAAGGGAUCUUGAAAACAAAAAGGAGACUGGAAGAGGCUGGUGUUCAUAUGGAUGGAGUCAUGUGUAAUGUGCUAAUUAAAGCAUUAUUUAUGAGAGGUUUGGUGGAAGAUGCUUACAUGAUUUUCAAGGAGAUGCCAGAGAUGGGUUUGCAUGCUGAUUCUGUUACUUAUCACACAAUGAUUGAUGGCUACUGUAAAGUUGGUAGGAUCAAUGAGGCACUUGAACUAUUUGAUGCCUAUAGGACUUCAUUGUUUCCUGAUGUGGUGUGUUAUAGUUGUAUAAUUCACGGGCUCUGUGAGAAUGGCAUGUUAGAUAUGGCAAUCAAAGUAUUUACAGAACUCAUUGAGAAAGGUCUGUCUCCCAGUAAAGCAACCUAUAUGAAGGUGAUAAGAUCACUGCUUAAGCAAGGGAAUGGACAAGGAGUUUUGAAUUUUCUUCAUGAGAUUGAGAAAUUAGAACCAGAAAUAUAUGGUGACAUAUGCAGUGAUGCUGUUCACUUCUUGUGCAAGAGAGGUUGUGCUGAGUCUGCAUUUGAUGUAUUUAUGAUGUUGAAGAGGAAAAACUUUGGCGUGACAAGCAAUUGUUACUAUUCAAUUCUUAAAGGGCUUAUUACCAAAGGAAAUAAUUGGAUUCAACAAGUGAUGAUGAAUGCCUAUCUUAAAGAUUAUGGAUGGUCAGAGUUCAGAUUUUGCAAGAUUCUAGUUCGUUACUUAUGUAAGAAGGAUGUGGAACUAGCUCUCCGGUUUCUUGACAAGAUGAAGAAAAAGGAUAUAUGUGUCCUUGAUCCAUUCCCAGUUGUUGAAACGCUUGUAGAGCAAGGAAGAAUUAUAGAUGCAUAUAAACUCAUCAUGGAAGUUGGAGAUCAGACUCUUCUGAACAUAGUUACUUAUUCUAUUGUGAUUGAUGGACUCUGUAAAUCAGGAUAUCUUGAUAAGGCCUUAGAUCUUUGUGACUCCAUGAAAAAGAAAGGAAUAGCACCUAAUAUUGUCACUUACAAUUCAGUGAUCAAUGGAUUGUGUCGGCAGGGUUGUGUUAUUGAAGCACUUAGGCUAUUUGAUUCAUUGGAGAAAGUCAAUUUGGUCCCGACUGAUAUCACAUAUGGUACACUUAUCAGUGCUCUAUCUAAAGAAGGGUUCCUACUAGAUGCCAAACAGUUGCUUGAGAGGAUGGUUCUGAAUGGUUUCAUUCCAAGUACACGUGUUUACAACUCAUUGAUUGAUGGGUAUUGCAAGUUCGGGUCAAUGGAAGAAGCCAUGGAGCUGCUUCUUGAUUUGGAAAAAAGUUGUCAUCGGCCUGAUGCAUUUACUGUCAGUGCUGUGAUUAAUGGCUGUUGCCGUAAAGGUGACAUGGAAGGGGCCCUUGGAUUCUACCUUGACUAUAAAAGGAAAGGAGUCUUACCUGAUUUGAUUGGUUUCAUUUAUUUAUUAAAAGGGCUUCUUGCUAAGGGAAGGAUAGAAGAGGCUAGGAAUAUCUUGAGAGAGAUGCUUCAGAUCCAAUCUGUUGUGGAGCUGAUAGACAGAGCUGCAGCUGAGAUUGAAACAGAAUCAAUAGGAAACAUUCUUGUCUUUUUAUGUGAGCGAGGAAGUAUUCAAGAAGCCAUCAGUGUCCUUAAUGAAGUUGGUUCUCUGGUUUACCCUUUUGGGAGGAGGUUCGGUGCCAUCGGUGGAUCAGAAAAACUAGAGAAGCUACACAAAGAGGGCUUGUUUGAUACUGUCACUGUGGAGUCUUUGACCUCCUCAUGUACAACUGAUUUGGAUUUGGAAUUGCUUGAGGUGGGGAAAGGAAAUGGAAUUGAGGAUAAUUUAAUAAAAAAACACUUGUUUUCUGACUUUGAUGCUUAUUAUGCCCUUGUUUCAUCCCUAUGUUCAAAGGGAGAGCCACAAAAGGCUAAUAGAGUUGCAAAAGAAAUGAUUUUGUACUCGCAGAAGGGCUGUUGAUUAAACUUCCAAUGAAGUGUUGACUCCUGGAUCAAGCUGCACUUUCUUUCUGAGGCUGCACUGAUACUGUCCAUAGGUAUGUGCUAUAUACCUUGUUGAACUUCUUGCUCUCCAUCCAGUUCAAAGCUCACUUCAGGAGGUUUGCACAAUGUCACAUGGGUAGGAGGAUGUUAAAAGAAAUCCUGGACUGCAUGGACCCUCAAGACUUUGGAUUCAAGCAUCGCUGAUCUUGAUAAAUGCAGAUGAACUCCAUGCAAGAUUAUUAAGGACUCGAACCUUGUGAAAGGAUCUUAAGCUUGUACCUCCAGGUUAGCAUUGAAGCAAGUCACUCAUCUUCAUGAUUUGGUUUCGCAGCUGGUCUUUUGUUCGAUGCCCUAGAGUGCCUUAUGUGGUGGCAUUCCUACUGUUCACUGGUGAAAGAAGUAAGCCUCUUUAAUUUCCCUAUUCAGUAUCUCUGGAAUGCACCAUUAAUGGCAUUUCAGCUUUUGACUCAUUUCUAAGACUCAAAAAGAAGCAUGAUAUUCAAUCUGCACGUCUGGGUUCAUAUUGUGAAAUCAUUGGAUGAAUGCACCAUCACUUCAAGGGGUGGAAGAGAGAGAGAGAGAGAACUUGUUUGUUUCUGCAUAUACUGUCAGCUGCAAAGCUCUGAUAGCCAUCCAUGCCCACUCGGGGUUUGCAUUCACAAAGAUGAGUUGGGAUGGGCUCGACUCAUCUGGAUUUGUGUCAAGAUGUUGUCAUGAUGUCCUACUACACGUCCUCAAGUUUGCCAUCCAUUACAGUCCUAAGUGUAAAGGCCAGUGUUAACCUGCAAGAUGAGAAGACUGCCUUCCCAGUUCCCACCAAGUAAGACAACAGCAGAAUGGAAAGAGAAUCUCAGUGGGCUCUUGCUUAAAGCACACUACAGAGGCUUAAACCGCCGGAAACCAUUAACCCUUCAGCUAUAGAUCAGUUACAGGGAGCUCUUCGUGAUUGCAGAAUAAGCCAGAGGCUUCGUGAUCUGUGCCCACUCAAAAGUGGUCCAUUGUUGACUUGUUGACUUGUUGACUUAUGGGUUGGCUUCAUGAUUUGUGUAGGAAGAUAUACCCUGAGGCCUGAUGCAGCCGAAAUCUGUGGAAUGAAAGACUGCAAGGCCCGAAUGGACCUUUGAAAAUACAGCACUUGGGACUUCAAUACAUGAAUGGCUGAAUAAUGGAAUAGGUGCUUGCUUAUACAUGGGAGGUAGGGAUCUCAAUUGGUCGGUUUGGUUUCAUCGGUUUCGGUGUGAGAAUAGGUGAAAACAAAACAUGAUCUAAUAAGGAUGGACCGAUUUUGGUUUUGUUCUCUUAUUGGUUUAGUUUCGGUUUAACAUGUAAAUAUAUUCUGAAGUAAGAAAAAGUAUUUUUUGAAUGUAGAGCUAGUAUCAGGUUA
This is a messenger RNA of Macadamia integrifolia, 5242 nucleotides long. RefSeq names its product pentatricopeptide repeat-containing protein At5g57250, mitochondrial. Gene Ontology annotation, molecular function: protein binding. The coding region runs from base 503 to 3835 and encodes 1110 amino acids. The record is from RefSeq and is a predicted model, not a curated record. The transcript is spliced from 3 exons. NCBI's taxonomy places the organism in Eukaryota, Viridiplantae, Streptophyta, Magnoliopsida, Proteales, Proteaceae.